UUGGUGUCGCUGGGCACUUAAUGGUACUGCCGCUAGUACGUCAAAUAUCCAAUAUAUAAUAUUGCGACUGACAUUACUUUGUCUGACCAUCUUGGGGCAAAUUAACGACACAUCGUUGGCGUAUAUGGUUUGUUAAGUUUGAUUGGCGCUGGCGUCUUUUUGAUUUCGACCAAGCGGAUAUCUGCAGUAUGGCCAAAAUGUUGCUGUUGAGUUGAGAAUACGUGUUGUCAUUAGUCGACCUGUCAAAUGGCAAAUGAUUUGUAGAUUUGACUGACUGCCAUUGUCCCCAGAGGAUUGCAACAGGAUGCGAUCGAUCUUGGACAUAGAUACUACCUGUAUCAACGAGUGUUGAAACUGAAUUCCUCUAGGGAACACUAAAGCGAGUCUAUUUUUUCACAUAACCUGACCUAAUACAAAAAGUAAAGUAAAAGCGACUGUGUAUCGUGAGUGAGGAAAGUUUUUCAAAACAAAAUCGUGAACAUACGGGUUGGAGUAUUCUGCGUAUGUAAAUCCGAUUAUUGGCAGACAUUUGGGUCAGCUUUAAUCACGAUUGCGAGGCCACUAGCUUAUAAAAACACACCCACGAUCGGUUCAAUCAGUUAGUGAUCUGACAGAAUGUCAACCAAUUGGACGUGUUCGAUAAUCUUAAGCUCCCUUCUAUUGCUGCUUUCAAUCUCAUCAUCCACAGCGGAUGUGGCUCAUUACUUUGCUGCACCUGCGGACUUUGGAAGCUACAAUCAGCUUGAUCCCGCCUCGUUUCAGUUGCCGCUAUCGCAAUCGAUUUUAUAUGGACGACCUGUGGUUAGCAAUCCCGUUACACCUGCGCCAGUUGCGUCACCAACAACUGAGUUCAGUCUGCCGGAGAUUGUGGAGAACCGCAACGUUAAGGGGUUGAGUCAACGAAGCAACAAUUUCAUACCUCUUAGUCAACAUUAUUUGCCUCCUGGCCUAGACGAGCGACCCAACUAUGAAGCUCCCAAGCCAAGCGAUGAGGUUGCUGGCUAUUAUUAUCCGCAGCCUAGCACAAGUACUACGACAAGAAAUCCGACAACAGCAAGUACUCAACGUCCGAUAAUUGUUCAGGAUCCCAAUGAAGUGAAUGAGGUUGAGCAAUCGGGUUUCUUAGGCUAUGACUACAAUGCUCCUCCCCAGAAUCCUUCGAAACCGUCGCCUGUCUAUCUGCCUCCAGUUGCUAGCAAUCCUGAACAGCAACAGUUGCGACUUCGCGUGAAAGACAUGCGUUGCUUGCAGUCGAGAUAUUUUCGAGCCAUACUGAAACUGGACAACUUCUUGGGAGCUACGCCAGUGUUGGAUAAUGACAGCGAGAAUGAAAAGGAUCGACAUUGCGAGUUGAAGAUGUCGCGCAGUUUUCUUCUGUUGGAUAUCGCGGCUACUGACUUUGAUCACUGUGGAGUUCAUGCCUGUGGUCAGGAUUUGUGUUUGCGAGUUCGUUUCCCAGCCAUUCGAGGAUUGCGCACAGCCAGUGAUUCUAUUUUAACACUGCACUGCAAGGUGCAGGAACGAGUUGCAUCCAAAGUUCAAGCCCUCAAAAUGGGAGUUGCUAAUGACGUACAGUCUCGAAACAGUGGCACCUACGCCCGUGGAGGUAACCAAAAUGCUUUUCGCACACACGUUGAACUCUUGAGACGCGGCACGAAUGGAUAUACUCGACACCUGGAGACCAAUGGAGCCGUGCAACUGGGGGAAGAUCUUUUACUGCGGGCGCAUGUUCUCUCAGGCGAUGGUUGGAAUUACACUAAGCUCAGCGAUGUGCAGCUACAGCGACUCUCUCCAGCUGGGGAGGUUUUAAAUAGUGCUCAGCUAAUCAGCUCUAACGGAUGCCUCAAUCCUGCCAUGCAAAGCAUCUGCGCUCAUGAGCCCAACUUUGAGCCGCCUCUCGGACAACGUUUACACUUCAGAGCCAUCAUGUUUCCGGGCAUGUUAAGUGGAGAUCUGCUGGUGAUGUCAAUGCGUAUUACGGGUUGUCUGGAGCACGAAGAUUGUCAGGUGACAGUCCAAGAUUGUAAGCCAGGUCUACCGCAGCGACGACGACGGAAUGCAGGUCCUAACAGAAUUCAUGGAAAUGCAACAGAGGCAUCCGAGAUGUCGCGUGUUCAAUUUAGAGUGAUCAUGCCAAACAUGGAACAGGACUCACAACUUGACACAGAUUCGGAGGGUCUGCUGCAAAAUGAAAAUGUUGCUGCGUUGUCGAAGAGUUUAGCAUUAUUUGGCAGUUUGGGAAUGGUGGUGUUGCUGCUGGGAGUAGCUGUAAUCGCAGCUUACAAGUUCCGCAAAUAGGUAAAAAAUUUGGUCAGUUUUAAACUUCAUUAUAGAAAAUGUAAAUCAAUUAAA
Molecule: messenger RNA, 2352 nt
Organism: Drosophila sulfurigaster albostrigata
Lineage: Eukaryota; Metazoa; Arthropoda; Insecta; Diptera; Drosophilidae
Source: RefSeq, a predicted model, not a curated record